Messenger RNA from Paecilomyces variotii, 1287 nucleotides. RefSeq lists its product as hypothetical. Lineage: Eukaryota; Fungi; Ascomycota; Eurotiomycetes; Eurotiales; Thermoascaceae. Bases 1 to 921 code for a protein of 306 amino acids. The transcript has 2 exons. The record is from RefSeq and is a predicted model, not a curated record.
AUGGGAUCCUCACUCGACCACCGCCGGCAUCGUCUUACGCCAUCCUUUGCGGAUUCUGCUAUCGACCUUGAUCCAUCCGAGAACCGCCAUCAACUAUCCGGUCAAGACAGCCGGGAAAAGACACUUGGCGACCGUCUCAACAGACUAGCUCUGUUGGCAGCAAAGCGCAACGACAUCUCCGAACAUGAUUCCGGCACCAUCGGAAACUGCCUCGACACUCUCGAAUCCCUCCUCGAUCCACGCCAUGAGCUGACGCGGGAGAUUGCUCGGCAUCGACCGCGAAGCUCACACUCCAGUCCGUCCACUCCAGCGGUUGGCUCACGAGCGAGCAACAACUCAGCUGCACGCCCUGGUGUGGACCCCGCUGUCGACAGCAGCCACCGCCAGCUUGAAGCCUUGCUGAAGGAGUUGACGGCCGUCAAUGCCCAGCUACAGCAGCGUCGAGCGGAGUCCCGCCAUCUGCACGGUCUCUUCAUCCAGAAAUGCGAGGGUCUAGCCCAAAGAAUACUCCACCUCGAGGAUGAGAUCCAGAAUCUACAUUCAGACAUCCUCGAAGAUACGAUCGAGCUAGAAGGCCUCAGAGGCACAGUUCGUGGACUGGAGAGUUGGGUCGGGCGAUGGCAAAGAGAACGUGCAGCGAAGGAAGCUCAGGAUGCCGGCAAUAAGAGCUCCAAGAAGAGUCCGUGGAAGCGAAAAAAGCAUGCCCAUAAUAUUGGCGACAACGAAAACGAUACCGACACGCUCAUCGACGGAAUCACUGCGUGGAUGCGAGGUUGGAAAGACAUCGAGGAAGGAUUUCAUGUCCGGGCCCGGAGACGUCAGGCGAGGAGAGACCAACGCCGGCAAAGACAAAACGACUCAUCCACAACAGAUGAUAGUUCCACCACUAGUCAACCGGGCCGCGAGAGCCAGGCAGAUUGAUCCCAUAGACAAAAUGAAGCAGAGCCUGACCAUCAAUCAACUAGCGGCCCUCCCUAAGAAGAGGUUCGAAUCAAACGAAAUCUGACGCCUUGGAUUUUUGAAAACCGGUGACCAGCCGCGGAAAGGCGGAAAAAAUAAAACCAGAAGGCAAGUGUUUCACGUCACGCCUACUCAGAAAUGGCCAAAGAAAAAAGAGUAUACCCCAUUCACCAUACCAUCCUGCUCCCCGUUCCCUUGCACCCAGCGCGUAUCCUGGGGCGCCGCCCAGGUGUUACUCCAAGUGCAAGCGCAAAAGAAAACCGGUAAAGUGGUAUCAUCCCAAAAAGAAAAGUCGACCUGACCGAAACCCACUGAGUAUGCGAUAAA